AUGUUUGCUUACCACCCUAGCAACGCCGGUGGUGCCGUUCCUUCAAAUCUCACUCCUUCCAAUGCUGUCCCUUCUAAUGCUCGAGCCCAGAUUAACCGCUCUCAGGCGCUUGGAGUGGUCGAUGGAUUUCUUGCUGGUAUGAGAUAUUUCGAUGUAACGGAGUCCCUCAAGGCCAGUGAGCUUGGUGACAGUCUUCCCGAACCAGAGUGUUUCUCAAAGGCGACGACCCCUCUGCCCCCCGAUCCCCAAUCGGCCGACCAGAUAGCCUUUUCCUCUAUUCGAGACGUUCGAGAUGGCAUAAAAUCCGGCUGGAAGCAUUUCGACAAGGUGUCGCAGAGCCUUGACGAGCAAAUCAUCACCAGACUUCGCGAGACCUACCAUGAUGCUAAAAGCCUUCGAGAAGCUGGUGUCUUCGCCUUCCGAGACAUCCUGACAGGCGAUGCCCGCAAGAACAUUGAAACAUUCUUUGCGUUUUGCAGCCUUUCGCAUGUCAUGGCCGGUCUACUGCAUACAAGGGGCAGACUCGACAAGACAGAAAUCUUGGCCGGCCUCCCUGUCUGGUUGGAUGCCCUGGAGGAUCAAGAGGAUCAAGAGGCAUUCCAGAAGCUUGCCCAAAACCUCUGGCCUGAAGCCAACACUCACUCUUUUGAGCUGAACACUCCAGUGGCCAUGCUUCCAGACAGCCUCCUCGCCUCCGCUUCAAUUCCCAGCAUUGGUCUGUUGAGCGCUGUGCCCUUCGUCCCGCCCAGCGUCCCAAAGCGACGCAGCGACGCCCUCGGUGCUGUCUUGGCUUAUAUGGACAAUCCAGCGGGACUCCACGCCACGAAGAUCUUUGACGCCGUGGUCCAGUACUGCAGCGAUAACGGAGACUUCUGGUACGACCUGUCCGGGCGAGGCAUCAUAUCGAAAGACAAUGGGUCGCGCCUCGACUGGAACGGGUGGCGCGCCGGAGAGAAGAAGUCCAUCCAAGAGCAAUACCUUGCACGCCUACUGUUGGAAAAGGACAAACGAGACAUGACGUCUCGCGGGAUAGUGUCCGUGGUCGAGGGAUUCGUCGAUAUGGGGUAUUUGCAGAGCACUGACGAAACCAGGCGCUACAUGGCGCAUAUAGCCAGCAAAGCUGUUCUCAUGCCCUACCUGCCCAAAGGUAUUCCCUCGAAAGUGGAACAUGGACCGACAUAG
Messenger RNA from Fusarium vanettenii 77-13-4, 1182 nucleotides. RefSeq lists its product as uncharacterized. Lineage: Eukaryota; Fungi; Ascomycota; Sordariomycetes; Hypocreales; Nectriaceae. Bases 1 to 1182 code for a protein of 393 amino acids. The transcript has 2 exons. The record is from RefSeq and is a predicted model, not a curated record.